GUCUCAAAUAGAGACUAGAGACUGGUUACAGAAUCCCGCUAUUAUUCUAGCAACUUCUGACGCUACCACACGCAUUUUAUAUACAUAUAUAAAUAAAGAACGUUAAUUUUUCAAAGUAAAAGUUUGGAAGUGUUAUUGUAUUUCAUAUAAGAGUCAUUGGAUACCAUUGAAGUAAUAAGGCUUUUAACGCUAAAAUUGGUGACCCCGACGUGAUUUCUGAUUGCGUCAAACUAAUCCCAAUAGUAUUCACAUGUUAUUAUAAGUACAACGAAAAUGACUCUCGAUCGUUCACCUGUUCGCCAUAAGCAAGAUCAACAAGACCAAAGGAUAGCAGAGACGCAGCAACAGCAGCGAGAUGACCUGCUUCUACAGAAUUCUUUAUUAUUCGGAGACGCUCAGAACAUGCUUUUCAGCGACACAGCAACUGGCAUUCCUGUUACAGACAACAGACCAUCUCGUGCAAACAUUAAUUUCAAUGCGGUACAAGGCAAAUUUAACAAUCACUAUUCGUAUCGCAACGUCCAGUCUAAUAACGAUGCACAAAUUAUGACAGUCACACAACUCAGACUCCACACACACACAAGCACAGCUGGGGUCGCGAAACAUCAGGAACGACAAUAGUAUGUACCACCAGUUGUCCGGCGCUUUGAAGCCAGAAGUACUCAAGGAGGUGUCAGACAUCAUCGGCGCAACGCCAGCUCAAGAUAAGUACAUCUAUUUAAAAACCAAUCUCAUAAAACGUUUCACCGAUGUUGACAGAGCUUGAACUCGGGAAUCGGAAGGCUAGCCAGCUUCUCAGGGAGAUGAUGAUUCUGGUUAGCAACAGAGCAUCAGAAGAGCUUCUUCGCAGUAAGUGGUUGGCGCUGCUGUCUGAAUUCGUAUGCAAAAUCCUCAAAGCCAUCCAGAAUAACAGCACGCUUGACCAGCCCGCCGAAGCUGCAGACGGUGCCAUGGAAAACCACACCAGUUCUCAGGUUAUGUUAACUAGCAUCCAGGCUUUACCAACUCAUGUCCAGGCCGUCACAAACAGUGGUUUUCAUUCUCAGCCACAUCACAGUUACGACACCAGGUUCUCUGUCGAGCACAGACUCAGCAACCCAGAGCAAGCCAUAGAGACUCUGACAGCCGCAUUCUCCGAGUUGUCCAACAAACUCGUCAAAAGCAGCGAGAGACGUCCACGAUGACGAUCUCGAGCUCCAGGAACAUCAGAUCUUUGUUUCUAUCUCAGCAAAUUCGGGGAGAGACCCCACCGAUGUCUUCAACCCUGCACAAGCCUGCUACCAACGAGGGAAAUUAGCGAGGCUAUCGUCAUCAGUCAAGACGGUUGGCGACAGCAGUCAUCAUGUUCCAUCCAACAAGGAGUAUCGCCUGCAUGUACCUGACAGAUCGUCACACCAGAGAUUCCUCGUUAACCCUGGCUCAGUGUUCUCUGAAGUACCACGAGCUUUUGUCAAGCAAAAACUACUGCCUUCGGAAUUUAAACUUUACGCAGAAAACUCAACUAGCAUCAAUACAUACGGUCACCAACUAGUCACCCUCAACCUUUUCUGAUAGACCUAAAAAAACAUCGACUCAUCGACCCGUUAACAUCACUCACUACGACGGGAGAACUUGCUGAAACCACGGAAUAUGGUAUUUCGACAGUGGACCAGAAAGCCCUUUUCAACACCCAUACCGAUAACAGGUAUAUCGACUUACUAAAUCGUUUCAGCAUGUCUAACGUAGCUCACCACAUUAAAAGCAGCAAAAUAUGACAUCAACCUGUUACUACAGCUUGGGGUGAUUCGACCUUCUAGCAGCAACUGGGCCAAUCCCAUCCGCAAGGUACCCAAGAAGCUGGGGGUUGGCGAUGCUUCACAACUAUGUACACUGUACAGACACCAUUGAAUUCCUUUCUAAAAAAAUGCCAAGAAAAACGACAAACGCAAAGUGCCUUGAUCACCAGAGGAUAAAAAAAGCCGUAGUAGACUGUAAAAAGAGUGUUGCAGCAGCAACUAGAACAACAUUCUUUUUAUCUACCGCCUCUCUCUCUCUCACAACUCAGCCAUAGGUAAAUCGUUAGAGCAGUUCGAGGAUAGCAUCUGGAAGCCAAUUGAAUUUUUCUCCAGGAAGCUCAGCCCCACAGAUAUGACAGCAUGUACGUAAGAGAGCUGUUAGCAGUAUUUGCAGCCAUUAGAUUUUUCCGACACGCCACGCCACUUUAUCAUUAAAAUGGAUCACAAGCCUCUAAUCUACGCUUUCGCCCAGAGAUCCAGUAGAGCUUCUCCACGACAGCUAAACCAGCUCGAUUACAUCUCCCAGUUCACCACGGAGAUCGUUUACAUCAAAGGUGAAGAGAACGUGGUGGCUGACGCCCUAUCCAGGAUUAGUGCCAUUAGCAUGCCGACCGUUUUGAGCGCCGAAAGAAUUCAGCAUGAGCAACAAGAGGAUGAAGAACUCCAGCAGCUUAUUCGCAACAACAACAACACGACUUUGAAAUUCCCACGUCUAUCAAUUGAUGAAAACACUUCAAAUUUAGAUAAAUUUUCCAGAUGGCCCGUUGCUGUUCCUCUGAAGGACAUGACGGCUGACGUUGUUUGCACUGCUUUCUAUUCGAACUGGAUUACUCAGUUUGGCACACCGCUAACCAUCACCACAGAUCAAGGAACCCAGUUUGAGUCUGCGCUCUUCACGGCUUUGAUACGGCUGAUUGGUGCCCAUCUCAUAAGAACAACGCCAUAUCAUCCGCAAUCAAAUGAACUGGUAGAAAGGUGGCACAGAACGCUCAAGGCAGCCCUAAUGUACAACACUGUUUCUCCUUGGCCGGAGGAAGUUCUUCCAACAGUGCCCCUAGGUCUUCGCACGUGCUAUAAAGAAGACCUUGACGCCUCACCUGCUGACCUGUAUUUGGCACAGGUUUACGUGUUCCGGGAGAAUUUUUGGUUUCAUAGGGCAUGUCACCGGACCCACAGAUUUUCGUCGAGAAAUUUCUCGAUGGAAGAGAGAAGAUUGUCGCCGUCGACAAGCACAAGCCAACAUACAUCGCCAAAGAAGGCACUGAAAACACUCAGUAGCCCGGAGUUGAGGAACUACCAGUCAAUUUCAGCCAGCAGCUGGAAUCAUGGACAAGCCUGUUCGUACUUAUUCCAGGAGAGAUAAGACUGUUUCGUUCCCCUCGCAUUCUACGAAAAUCACUGAGGGAAGAGUAUAUGUGGCAAAUCCGCCUGCAGCAAAUUCCACCACAGCACAAUUACAGCUGUUGAGUUGAAUUGCAGUUACGAGUCUUAUGUACCUGAAAAAUUAUUAUUCUAGCAAUUCUUGCGCUUCUUCUUCUUAAUUGGCGUAGAAACCGCUUAAGCGAUUAUAGCCGAGUUUCUUGCGCUACCAGAACAUUAUUCUAGCAAAUUCUGACGCUAACACAUUUUAUAUAUCGUCAUCUAAAAUGCAAAAUAACGUAACAACAUUUUCGAAAAUUUACAGUGGCAUGAAUGAAAC
Bactrocera tryoni is the source of this 3474-nucleotide messenger RNA. RefSeq lists its product as uncharacterized. The record is from RefSeq and is a predicted model, not a curated record. The coding region runs from base 2212 to 3138 and encodes 308 amino acids. Gene Ontology annotation, molecular function: nucleic acid binding. NCBI's taxonomy places the organism in Eukaryota, Metazoa, Arthropoda, Insecta, Diptera, Tephritidae. Gene Ontology annotation, biological process: DNA integration. The transcript has 2 exons.